ACACACACACACACACACACGCAUACAUAAACACAACACAUAAACACACAACUUGACUGAUAGUUUAAACUACUAAAUACAGAAACUAAGAGUAGCAGCAGCAGCAGCGGAACAAACCAAACAUUUAAAUAAAAUAUUAUUAAGUAAAUAUUUGCAAGAAAAGUAGAACAACUCGUAAUAUGCCAAAUAUGCGUUGCCGCUGCAGCUGCUGCUAAUUAUACGCCAACACACAACCAACAACUUGCAACUGCAACAAGAUCAACAACAACUCGCAGCAGCAGCAACAAGAUCAACAACAACUCUUCACACAACAGCUGCAAUAUGGGCAACAAAUGCUGCAGCAAGCGACAGGAUCAGGAGCUGGCUUUGUCCUAUCCUACGGGUGGCUACAAGAAAUCCGACUACACCUUCGGCCAGACGCACAUCAACAGCAACAGUGGCAGUGGUGGAGUGGCAGCUGCUCUUGGUCAGAAGCACAACAAUGGCGGCUCGCUGGAUUCACGCUACACCCCAGAUCCAAAUCGUGGCCCAUUAAAAAUUGGCGCCAAGGGCGGCGUCGACAUCAUCCGCACGCGCACCACACCGACUGGCGUACCUGGUGUUCUGCCAAAGAGACGCGUAGUUGUCGCGCUCUACGAUUAUAAAUCGCGUGAUGAGUCCGACUUGAGCUUUAUGAAGGGAGACCGCAUGGAGGUCAUUGAUGACACCGAGUCCGACUGGUGGCGCGUCGUCAAUCUGACCACACGCCAGGAGGGACUGAUUCCGCUCAACUUUGUUGCCGAGGAGCGCAGCGUCAACAGUGAAGACUGGUUCUUUGAGAACGUGUUACGCAAGGAGGCGGACAAGCUGCUGCUGGCUGAGGAGAAUCCGCGUGGCACAUUUUUGGUGCGUCCCUCGGAACACAAUCCCAAUGGCUAUUCGCUGUCGGUGAAGGACUGGGAGGAUGGGCGUGGCUAUCAUGUGAAGCAUUAUCGCAUCAAGCCGCUGGACAAUGGCGGCUACUACAUAGCCACAAAUCAAACCUUCCCCUCGCUCCAGGCCCUCGUCAUGGCCUACAGCAAAAACGCACUGGGACUGUGUCACAUUCUGUCGCGUCCCUGCUCUAAACCGCAGCCACAGAUGUGGGAUCUGGGGCCCGAGUUGCGUGACAAGUAUGAAAUUCCACGCUCAGAGAUACAACUGCUGCGUAAACUGGGUCGUGGCAACUUUGGUGAGGUCUUCUACGGCAAGUGGCGCAACAACAUCGAUGUGGCAGUGAAAACGUUGCGUGAGGGCACCAUGUCCACGGCGGCCUUCCUCCAGGAGGCGGCCAUCAUGAAGAAGUUUCGACACAAUCGCCUUGUGGCCCUUUACGCUGUCUGUUCGCAGGAGGAGCCCAUCUAUAUUGUGCAGGAGUACAUGUCCAAGGGCAGCCUGCUGGACUUUUUGCGCGAAGGCGACGGUCGCUAUUUGCAUUUUGAGGAUCUCAUCUAUAUUGCCACACAGGUGGCCAGCGGCAUGGAGUAUCUGGAGUCCAAACAGCUCAUCCAUCGCGACUUGGCGGCGCGCAAUGUGCUCAUAGGCGAGAAUAAUGUGGCAAAAAUAUGUGAUUUUGGUUUGGCGCGCGUCAUCGCCGAUGAUGAGUACUGUCCCAAGCAGGGCUCUCGCUUUCCGGUCAAAUGGACAGCGCCCGAGGCGAUCAUCUAUGGCAAGUUUAGCAUCAAAUCGGAUGUGUGGUCAUAUGGCAUACUGCUAAUGGAGCUAUUCACGUACGGACAAGUGCCCUAUCCGGGCAUGCAUAGUCGCGAAGUCAUCGAGAAUAUUGAACGCGGUUUCCGCAUGCCAAAGCCGACAAAUCACUAUUUCCCCGACAAUAUCUAUCAUCUGCUGCUCCAAUGCUGGGACGCAGUGUCCGAGAAGAGGCCAACGUUUGAGUUCUUGAAUCAUUACUUUGAGUCGUUCUCGGUGACGUCCGAGGUGCCGUAUCGGGAGGUGCAGGAUUAGGCAAAAACAACAGCAACAACACUCACAUCACACACAAGAACACACAUACACA
Molecule: messenger RNA, 2035 nt
Organism: Drosophila grimshawi
Lineage: Eukaryota; Metazoa; Arthropoda; Insecta; Diptera; Drosophilidae
Gene: Src64B
Product: tyrosine-protein kinase Src64B
Exons: 5
Coding region: 322-1983 (553 amino acids)
Biological process (GO): cell differentiation; protein phosphorylation; innate immune response
Cellular component (GO): extrinsic component of cytoplasmic side of plasma membrane
Molecular function (GO): signaling receptor binding; non-membrane spanning protein tyrosine kinase activity; ATP binding
Source: RefSeq, a predicted model, not a curated record